This is a messenger RNA of Hipposideros armiger (great roundleaf bat), 2202 nucleotides long. It is a transcript of the gene ZGPAT, whose product is annotated as zinc finger CCCH-type and G-patch domain containing. NCBI's taxonomy places the organism in Eukaryota, Metazoa, Chordata, Mammalia, Chiroptera, Hipposideridae. Bases 397 to 1932 code for a protein of 511 amino acids. Gene Ontology annotation, molecular function: metal ion binding; DNA-binding transcription repressor activity, RNA polymerase II-specific; RNA polymerase II cis-regulatory region sequence-specific DNA binding. The record is from RefSeq and is a predicted model, not a curated record. The transcript has 7 exons. Gene Ontology annotation, biological process: negative regulation of transcription by RNA polymerase II. Gene Ontology annotation, cellular component: nucleus.
CGCCCCCCAUAACUCCGCCCACGCCGGCCGCCAGCGGGCCGGACCACUCCCUGGUCUCCUCGCGCCCCCUCCUGGCUCCUUGCGGCCCCUCCGAGGCUUUCUGCGCCCCGAGUGCCGAUCAGGCCUCGACCUUCUCCGGCUUCAGGACCACAGCCAGGGCUUGCCGCGCUCAGCACCGCCGACGCCAGGCCGCCCCUCAAGGCUGCACUCCCACUCGGCCCUCCUCCCGGGCGCAACCAGGGACACGCUGGCUCCCGCCCCGCGUGGGCCGCCGGCUCCUCUCCCAACUGCGGUCACGCCCCUCGGAGGCGGCGCGCCGCCUGGCGCACAGCAGGCGCCCGCUUUGCUCCCGCACCGCCCCUCUGAGGACCCAGGGAAGUCAGCCCUUUCCCGACGAUGGACGAGGAGAGCCUGCAGACGGCUCUCCAGACCUAUGACGCACAGCUGCAGCAGGUAGAGCUGGCCCUGGGGGCCGGCCUGGAUCCCUCCGCGCUGGCGGACCUGCGCCAGCUCCAGGGGGACCUGAAAGAGCUGAUCGAGCUCACGGAGGCCAGCCUGGUGUCCGUCAGGAAGAGCAAGCUGCUGGCCACGCUGGACGGAGAGCACCCAGCCCAAGACGGUGCCGAGUACCUGGCUUUCCAGAAGCCCGUGACUGAGGCGCCAGUAUCCCCCAGGGCGGAAGUGGACGCUGUUCCUGAAACAGAGACGGGGCCAGAACCCAGCAAGCCUGGGCAGGAGGAGGAAGAAGGGGAGGACUCGGAGGACGAGGGGGAGCUGAGCGGGAGGAAGGUGAACGCCCCCUUCUACAGUUCGUGGGGCACCCUGGAGUAUCACAAUGCCAUGAUUGUGGGCACAGAAGAGGCCAGCGAUGGCUCCGCAGGCGUCCGCGUGCUCUACCUGUACCCCACCCACAAGUCCCUGAAGACCUGCCCGUUCUUCCUGGAGGGGAAGUGCCGCUUCAAGGAGCAAUGCAGGUUCUCCCACGGGCAGGUGGUCUCCGUGGACGAGCUGCGCCCCUUCCAGGACCCGGACCUAAGCUCCCUGCAGGCCGGCUCUGCGUGUCUGGCCAAGCAGCAGGACGGUCUCUGGUACCCAGCACGGAUCACCGAUGUGGACAGCGGCUACUACACGGUCAAGUUUGACUCGCUGCUGCUGAAGGAGGCCGUGUUGGAAGGAGACAGCAUCCUGCCCCCGCUGCGCACAGAGCCCGCAGGGUCCUCUGACUCAGACAGCAGCGACGUGGACGACCCCAGCUAUGCCAAAGUGGUGGAAGCCGGCGCCACCGACCACGGGCCCUGCAGCUCUACCUUCGCAGGCUGGGAGGUGCACACCCGGGGCAUAGGCUCCAGGCUCCUCGCCAAGAUGGGCUAUGAGUUUGGCAAGGGUCUGGGCCGGCAUGCGGAUGGCCGGGUGGAGCCGAUCCACGCUUUGGUGCUCCCUCGAGGGAAGUCGCUGGACCAGUGCAUGGAGACCCUGCAGAGGGGGGCCAAGGGCAACAAGGCUGGCCCCAACAGGCCCCCGAAAUGCCGGGGGCGAAGGGGCGGGCCGGGGGGCCGUCCGCCCCCUCGGAAUGUGUUCGACUUUCUGAAUGAGAAGCUGCAAGGCCAGGACCCUGGGGCCCUGGAGGCAGGGGCGGCCCCCUCAGGGAGGAGGAGCAGCAAGGAGAUGUACCACGCCAGCAAGAGCGACAAGCGGGCCCUGAGCGUGCGGCUCUUCCAGACGGAGGAGAAGAUCGAGCAGGCCCAGCGGGACAUCCGAGGCAUCCAGGAGGCCCUCGCCCGCAACACCGGCCGGCACAACGUGACAGUGGCCCAGCUGCAGGAGAAGCUGGCAGGAGCCCAGCAGCAGCUGGGGCAGCUCCGGGCCCAGGAGGCGGGCCUGAAGCGGGCGCGGGGCAAGGCAGACACCCACAGGAAGAUGACGGAGUUCUAGAGCCCUGUACACGUGAUGGGCUCAGCCUCCUCCCUGCUCCCUUCAGGAAGACCAGCCAUUGCCCAGCAACCAGAUGCCGCCUGGAGAGGGCCAGCCGCUACCAGGCUAGACCAGGCAGCCUUCUGGCCAGCCUGGGGCUAUGGACACUGCCGAGUGGAGUUGGGGCUACAGGGUCACUUUUUGACAUCACUUGCCCACUGAGCCUACCUGCCAGUGUCUUAGGGAGUCUUUCUGGCAAGGACAUUAAAGUGAUUGUGCUGCGGUGUCUCA